AUGAAGAGAAGGGAAAAGGAAUUACCGAACCCUGGGGCCUGUGUAGAGGAUAUUGGUAUGGAAGACCCUAAUGGUCACGACGAGGUAAAUUACUUAGCUUUUCGGCUCGAUGCCGCGUUGCACCUGCAGGAGGAACUCUCCGAAGACUCGCCUUCCAACAAGGUUCUGAUCAUUGCCCCGCACAACCAGGCUCUAGACGACUACGAGCUCGGUUUCAAGCGCACCUUGGAGAAGCAUGGCGCCCUGCCCAAGAUGUUCCCUCGAACGCCAGCAGGAAGAGCUUCCGACGCCUGCACGGCAACCCCUAUGUUCAACUCCACCAAGGACAUUUUAUCAUAUACCUUGCUGGCCUGCCCUAAGGCUUCCGCACAUCCUGUAUCCGUUGAUUUCUCCUAUAAUAGUUUCUACGGGCCCGGAGCCGAAUUUACCCGCUACGGCCCAGAAGAAAACCCCUACGAAAAGUUUCUUACCAAAGCCAUUAUGAAGCCAGGCCUCAACCAGAUGCUACAAGAUCCCCUCGAGAAUGAUGCGCUCAUCAAAGCGCGCCUGGUGUUGCUCGAGAAAACCAAACACGGUCACGCCCUUGUAGACCCCGUUGCGCAUAAAGCCGAAUAUUCGGACAUGAUGGAAUAUUAA
Molecule: messenger RNA, 636 nt
Organism: Daldinia loculata
Lineage: Eukaryota; Fungi; Ascomycota; Sordariomycetes; Xylariales; Hypoxylaceae
Exons: 3
Coding region: 1-636 (211 amino acids)
Source: RefSeq, a predicted model, not a curated record